AUGCUUUGUCCAGGAUCUCUUAACAAAUUUGGACUUCACGUCUUGCUCCGGUUCCACUCAGUGGCAUAUCUCCAGCAAAUCUGGUGGUUUGAAGUCGACGGUGAGGUGGAGUUUCCAUUUCCGGCGGGAUCUUACGCCGUCUUCUUUAGACUGCACUUGGGUCGUGUCUCCAAGAGAUUUUACGGUCGAGUUUGCAACUCCGAGCACGUUCACGGGUGGGACAAAAAACCGGUGAGGUUUCAGCUUUCUUCGUCGGACGGCCAGCAAGCGACGACGGAGUGUUACUUGAGUGAACACGGGAAAUGGGUUUACCACCACGCCGGAGAUUUUGUUGUGUCGGAUUCUGGGAAAACGUUGAAACUGAAAGUUUCCAUGACUCAGAUUGAUUGCACGCACACGAAAGGCGGCCUUUGUGUAGAGUACUCUCUUCUUGGUCAAAAGAUCCUGGACAAAGCAUGA
Ipomoea triloba (trilobed morning glory) is the source of this 459-nucleotide messenger RNA. Its product is annotated as F-box protein PP2-A12-like. The record is from RefSeq and is a predicted model, not a curated record. The transcript has 2 exons. NCBI's taxonomy places the organism in Eukaryota, Viridiplantae, Streptophyta, Magnoliopsida, Solanales, Convolvulaceae. The coding region runs from base 1 to 459 and encodes 152 amino acids.